This is a messenger RNA of Rhipicephalus sanguineus (brown dog tick), 1413 nucleotides long. RefSeq lists its product as uncharacterized. The record is from RefSeq and is a predicted model, not a curated record. The transcript is spliced from 2 exons. The coding region runs from base 10 to 486 and encodes 158 amino acids. NCBI's taxonomy places the organism in Eukaryota, Metazoa, Arthropoda, Arachnida, Ixodida, Ixodidae.
CUCACGGUAAUGGUUCUCAUUGACCAGCUGGACGAGCCCGCGGUUUCCCACAAAGAACUUCAAGCACUCACAGAAGCGGACGCCGUUUUACAAGAAGUAUGUAGGAACCACGAAUUGCCGAAGAAUCCAGGUGCUGAGUCUGCGAGUUGGUACUUCGCUCCUGGAGAUGCCGUCUAUGUGCGCAACUACGGCGUUGGAGACAAGUGCACACCAGGCAAAGUGAAAUCGACGAGUGGGGCACGUCUCGUCACUGUAGCUACGGAAGACGGCGUCGUUCGACGUCAUGUCGAUCAGGUGCGAAAACGUUCAUCCGACACAGAUGCAAGCCGAGAAACAUCGACUCCAGAAGAACCGCCACCCGAGGGACAACACCAAACGACCAAGGAUGCCCCGAAAUGCGAAGCGGAUGACCUUUCCAAAAGCCCUGUCCCCGAGUUACGUCGAUCCACAAGAAUCAGAAAGCCCGUGGAACGCUACGGCUACUAGGGGGAAGGAAUGCUGCAGAUAACAAGUCCGGCCAAAUGACUCCCCUCGGCGCAUACGUCUUUCUCUCCUCUUGCUUUUCUAUAUAUUUCCGAGCUGGAAAUAAAGGCUCGCAGUUUUUGCUCUGCCACAUCGACUGAUUUCCUUGUCACCGCUGCUGGCCUAUGGCCGGUAGAACGUAAGAGUUGUAAAUUUCGUUGGGCAUCAGGAUAUAAUCUAUUGUUGACUGUCUGUUUCUAGGCUCUCAUGUAAUCGUGUCAUUGCAUUUGGUCUCUCUGUUCAUAAUCACCAGAUUAUGCGGCUCGCUUUUGUCAGGCAGCAGGUUGUAAUAUUUUCUGCGAAUCCGUCCAAGUCAUCAGUGUAGGUGUUCAUGUCUCCUGGUAUUAUAACUUUGCUCACUUUCUGAACUCUUGAAUAUCUUCAUGUAGAAAAUGUUCCGACCCUUCGUACACCAAUAUGUGUGCCCCCUAAUGCCUCUGAUCGACGUAGCAUUCGCCAGCUUAUAAUUUCCGAGAUUUGGCUGUGCAUAUUAGACGCUGUGACCAGACAAAUUUGUUGCGGCCAGAUAAGACGCAGCUUUGUUUCAAUAGGUUCUCUCUGAUGUGUGUUGCAUUGGAUAAGAACCACAUGUAAUUUAAUCUUUUGACACUCACUGAUGCUUGCAGUUAUUUCAUUUUAUGGUCUUGGUUUUAGCAAUGAGAUUUUGGUGUGAUAAAGUCGUGAAUACAAAAAGAUAGAAAAAGUAAAUGCUAUACGUGUCAUUGGUGUAUUACACAUUUGUGGAUCUAUUGAUUUCAAACGUAGGCAUUUCCUGUUUUAGUUUCUAAAGGCAAUUUGAGUGUUUGCAGUGCACUAUUUGAGAAUUAUAAAUCAGUCUUGGUGGUCCUGUGGUAUUCAUUCAUUUAGUGGUAUAUGUUGGUGUCAUACGUA